GCAAAAUCAAAACCUACAAGUACUCAUCUUCUCAUCAGUUUUUCUGAUUUUCUUCUCUUUUUCUCUUUGGCCCGAUCUCGAUUUUCACAGUUCCACGACAUCCAUCAAAGAACUCCAAUAGCAACAACAACAAGAACAACCAUCAUGUCGGGAUCAGAGUUGGACGCUCGGGAUGCAGUUUCACCCGGGCGGAGCGUUAGGAGCUUGCCGAGUACUAUGGUCGUGUGCUGUGCGUGUAUCACCGGCCAGUCCGCUUCCGUUCGACCCUUUGAGCUGUGCGUGUAUCACCGGCCCAGAGACGAUCUUGAACACUCUCUUGAGAUGCUGGGCCCUGGGUCAGACAUUGAAUCGUCGAAGAUACCAGCCUCGCUCCGAAGUUCGUCGGGCCGCCGCGGCGGAGAUUCCCUCUCUUCCUCCGACCCUCACCAACGACCAUCACCACAUACAUUUGACGAACCAAGGUGAUGGUCGUUCCGUAGAGGAGGAGAGGGAUCUCCUUUUAUUUGAAUAUCAACUGCGGGAGGAGGAGACGGUGCGAGCUGCCGGGCUCCAACUGGAGCAAAUGGAGUUUAAUCAUUAUCUCCGAAUGAGGGAGAUGAGGUUGGACCCGGGGUUCCGGGAAAGAGAACUCCUCCUUCGGGAGCGAGAGAUGGGCCUUCGGGAACGUCAGUGGCGCCUUCGGGCACAGAAGAUUAUUUUCUUCUCUUUUUUGGCGCUCUUCGGAGCUUAUGUUUUAAUUCUGUUUCUCCGCCUUCGGGCAAACAACUAUGUUGCGGAGGGAGAGGGAGGAGAGGGGGGGAGAGGGGGGAGAGGAGAUUGA
Molecule: messenger RNA, 820 nt
Organism: Botrytis porri
Lineage: Eukaryota; Fungi; Ascomycota; Leotiomycetes; Helotiales; Sclerotiniaceae
Exons: 6
Coding region: 173-820 (215 amino acids)
Source: RefSeq, a predicted model, not a curated record